Messenger RNA from Gadus chalcogrammus (walleye pollock), 1656 nucleotides. It is a transcript of the gene idh3a, whose product is annotated as isocitrate dehydrogenase (NAD(+)) 3 catalytic subunit alpha. Gene Ontology annotation, cellular component: mitochondrion. Bases 91 to 1236 code for a protein of 381 amino acids. The record is from RefSeq and is a predicted model, not a curated record. NCBI's taxonomy places the organism in Eukaryota, Metazoa, Chordata, Actinopteri, Gadiformes, Gadidae. Gene Ontology annotation, molecular function: isocitrate dehydrogenase (NAD+) activity; magnesium ion binding; NAD binding. The transcript has 12 exons. Gene Ontology annotation, biological process: isocitrate metabolic process; tricarboxylic acid cycle.
GUUGGAUCACGUGGGGUCCUUCCAUUGAAAUGAACUGAACCGUGGUUGACGUCUGCCUCUAUCACGCUAGUAGCUAUACCAACUGCUGCCAUGGCAGGAAGCACCUGGAGGACUGCAGUCUUCAACCUUCUGAGGAGGUGGGGCCUGAAGGACACCAAGGCUUUCACUGCUGACCAAGUGCCACAAGCCCCUAGACAGCAGCGUCCUCGGGCCAGCGACCAUGGAAUGCAGACGGUGACACUAAUCCCUGGGGAUGGAAUCGGUCCCGAGAUCUCCACUGCUGUGAUGAGGAUAUUUGAAGCAGCUCAAGUACCCAUUCAGUGGGACGAGAGGAAUGUCACAGCCAUCCAAGGGCCAGGUGGUAACUGGAUGAUACCUCCAAACACAAAAGAAUCAAUGGACAGAAACAAAAUUGGCCUCAAAGGUCCCUUGAAGACCCCAGUUGCAGCUGGCCAUCCUUCAAUGAACCUUCUCUUGAGAAAAACAUUUGAUCUGUAUGCAAACGUACGCCCCUGUAUGUCUAUUGAGGGCUACAAGACCCCCUAUACAGAUGUGGACCUGGUGACCAUACGAGAGAACACUGAGGGGGAAUACAGCGGGAUCGAACAUGUGAUCGUAGAUGGAGUUGUACAGAGCAUAAAGCUCAUCACAGAAGAUGCAAGUGAACGUAUUGCAAAGUACGCUUUUGAAUAUGCCGUUAAUAACCAGCGCUCCAGUGUUACUGCGGUGCAUAAGGCAAAUAUAAUGCGUAUGUCAGAUGGUCUCUUUCUCCGCAAAUGUCGAGAAGCAGCCGAGAAUUACAAAGAUAUCAAGUUUACUGAGAUGUACUUGGACACUGUGUGUCUUAAUAUGGUCCAAGACCCCACACAGUUUGACGUUCUAGUGAUGCCAAAUUUGUAUGGCGACAUACUAAGCGAUCUUUGUGCUGGGCUCAUCGGAGGACUGGGAGUGACUCCCAGUGGAAACAUCGGGACCAAUGGAGUCGCCAUCUUUGAAUCGGUUCAUGGAACGGCCCCGGACAUAGCGGGAGCAGACCUCGCCAACCCCACUGCCCUGCUGCUCAGUGCCGUCAUGAUGCUGAGGCACAUGGGGCUGCACGCCCAUGCCCAGAGGAUCCAGACUGCCUGCUUCAACACCAUUCAAGACAAACGGGUGCUGACAAAAGACCUGGGGGGAAACGCCAAGUGCUCAGAAUUCACGGCGGCGAUCUGUGAGAGGGUCCAAGACUUGGACUGAAGAGGUGGACCCCAGAGUCCAGGCAGGGCUGGAUCCUCUCGCUGCACCAGUUCCUCGUCUUACUAUGGCUCUUUAGUUACUUUCAGUUUUGCAAACCAAAAAGCAGAAGCACUGAAAUAGAUGACUCUUGACUAGCCAAUGUCUUUCUGUGAGCAAAUCUUGGUCUUAAACUGGACAAUUUCAAGUAUAAUGUUAUUUAUUUAAUGAAUUUAUGUAAUUAAGGUUGAGCCUUUAGGAGGGACUCUUUGAAAUGAGAGUUCAAACAGAACAUAUAUGUUGGAAAGAUGCCCUGGAUGUAUGCAAAUGUCUGAUUGCUAAGAUGAAAGUUAUUGUUGCUCGGGGAGAGAUUGCCUGUCCUCAUGAAUAACUGAAAAGGCUAAACUGUGAUCUUGUCGCACACAAUCAAUAAAAAGCUUAGAA